Clunio marinus is the source of this 198-nucleotide messenger RNA. Lineage: Eukaryota; Metazoa; Arthropoda; Insecta; Diptera; Chironomidae. The record is from the annotation of a GenBank genome assembly.
AUGAUUGCUUUGGUAUCAACAAAAGCUUGUGCUUAUCGUCAUAAUAUUUUAGAAAGAAGAAUAGUAAAAAUUUUAAAGACUGACGAUUUGUUUUGUAGGAUACCAGAGGAAAGCAGAGAAAGGCGCAUGAAUUGUUCAAGAGGCAUGCAUAAUCAGCAAUUCUUGUUUGAGACUUUUAUGGACUUUGUUACUUUUUAG